GCAGUAAUAUUUGCUUGUUACAGCAACAAUUUAUAAAUUUUUGAGCACUUGGUAGUAGAAGUCCACCUCUAACUCGCAGCCAAAAUUGAGUUUGUAAAAAAGAGACUUUCUAAUUUGCUUGUUAUUUUAAUUUGAUCAUGUUCAGCCCUCCGAGACGCGACGAAGGCGAUGCACCCUUGUGCCAUUCUACACCCAAGGGUGACCUGCAGGAAAUUUCAUUCGGGCCGCGAUUCCCAGCUAGAAUUCCUGUUAGCAUCUAUGGCUGGUACCGUGUCCUGGUUUUUUGCGACAGCCGCCGAGAGUCCAAGGGUCGAGUGAUGCGGCGCUUGCAUCGUUUGGUGAGUCCCAACCGGCUGGCGCCGCGUUACAUGCACCCCGGCGGUGAAAAGGAUGCUCCGGACGAUGUCGAUGCCUUCCUAACCUUCUACGUGAAUAGCUAUGUGAUAGCCAGCGAAUUGAACCGCUGCAGCAUGAGUGAGCCUAGGCUGUAUCUGAAGGUCAGCGAUCGAAUGCCUCUGGUCAAGAUAGAUAGUGGGUAUAGGUGGCGGCUGAAGAAAACACUCAAGGCCAGAUACGACUCUCGGAAGAGGAGUCUGGACCUCACCCAGUUCUAUACCGACGAGGCUUGGCGCGAGGAAUUCUGUGCUUUGGCCCAGCCGCAUUGCCUCUACGAGGCCAUCUCGAUUGUGUCCAGCAUCAUGCCGGAUCUGCUGAGUCUGAAGUUGGACCGGAACCACCUGAGGAACCUUUGGCCUUUUGUCCACUUGGAGCAGCGCUUGCCGAAUCUGCAAUGCAUCUCGCUGCUAAACAACGACAUAGAUACCUUGAAUAUGCUACAGGUGUUCCAAUUUCUACCCCUGACGGAGUUGGACAUCAGGCGAAAUCUUCUGCCCUCUGGCUACGAAAACGACGUCAUCCGUAUGUGGCCUUCUCUUAAAAUUUUGGACGGGACCCCCAUCUGGCUGGGGAGACGGGUAACUAGCGACGUUGAUCCGGUGGAGAAACUGAGUCAGCAGACCGGAAUGAAUCCAGUUUUCAGUCGCCAACUACUCGCACAAAACGAAGGCGACUACUCACAGGCACUUUGGGUAUUCGAGAGACUCUACGAUGCUGGCCAGAUUCCUCCGAAAGCAUUUAUGUGAAUUUACGGGGAUUUUUUUGCAUUUAUAAUUGCCAAAAAAACUAAUCGCGAUCAAUCGACUUCCCAUUAUGACAAUGAAAUAUAAAAAAGCAUCAAAUAAUUAAAA
This is a messenger RNA of Drosophila ananassae, 1247 nucleotides long. RefSeq names its product nuclear RNA export factor 1 (gene nxf4). The transcript has a single exon. Gene Ontology annotation, biological process: poly(A)+ mRNA export from nucleus. Gene Ontology annotation, cellular component: nucleus. The coding region runs from base 138 to 1142 and encodes 334 amino acids. Lineage: Eukaryota; Metazoa; Arthropoda; Insecta; Diptera; Drosophilidae. Gene Ontology annotation, molecular function: RNA binding; protein binding. The record is from RefSeq and is a predicted model, not a curated record.